AUGGGCAGAAUCUUCCUUGAUCAUAUCGGCGGUACCCGUCUGUUUUUUUGUGCAAACUGUGAUACGAUCCUCACCAACUGCUCAGAACUCAUCUCUACUCGGUUCACAGGCGCCACCGGUAGAGCAUUUCUUUUUAACAAGGUAGUUAACUUGCAGUACAGUGAAGUUCAAUAUCGGGUCAUGCUCACUGGCCGCCACAUGGUUCGAGAUGUGAGCUGCAAAAUCUGCAAUAGUAAACUGGGAUGGAUCUAUGAGUUUGCUACUGAAGACAGCCAGCAUUAUAAGGAAGGCCGUGUGAUCCUGGAGCAUGCACUAGUUAGAGAGUGA
This is a messenger RNA of Chionomys nivalis (European snow vole), 327 nucleotides long. RefSeq names its product protein yippee-like 5. Lineage: Eukaryota; Metazoa; Chordata; Mammalia; Rodentia; Cricetidae. The coding region runs from base 1 to 327 and encodes 108 amino acids. The transcript has a single exon. The record is from RefSeq and is a predicted model, not a curated record.